AUGUUUAAGAAGAUGCGCGCGCAUUGGGCUGACGGUUCACCACCACCGUGCGCUCAGGUUCAGGUGCAAAACCAGGAUGAGGAGGAGGAUUCAACAGGCAUCCAGUGUAACUUAACAACGCAAGCUGAUAGUUUGUACAACGACUUCAAGGACACGUCGACUAUGCCACCGUGUGUUACGUCCACGAUGAGUGUCGGUGACUCGAAUCAAAUGACAAUUUCCGCAACUGAGUUGGAGUUACAGGAUAAUAACAAUCAAGUAAAUACACCUGCAAGUGCUCCGAAAACUCAAGGUGCGGCGACUAUUGGAUGGAGUAUACCUGUAAAAGAUAACAAAACUAUGAAAAGUAAUAAUUGUGACAGAGCACCAUCGAUGGCUAAUUGUUUAUCCACGACAGUUCCCGUUAAUUUGAAAGCCUCACAAAUCGCCGGAAGACAUACGCCUACGCGUAGUUCUUUGAGGCACAGUAGAAUGAUUGUUAUGCAUCGCACUGGUAACAUUCCAAGGAAAUCACGUCCUCCACUUCUACGUCGGCGUAAACUAUCAAGUACAUUAGCAGCAAUCCAAACAAUCCUUGGGAUAGCAGUGACCUCUCUAUCACUUUGGUUACUCUUAUGGGCACCAAAUUUGCCAUUUAUGGACAAUCCAUACUGGAGCGGAAUGCCGUUACUCUUCUCAGGAAGUUUCGGAAUAUGUUUGCUAUGUUGCUUCAAAAAAGAGUACCCAGGUUUAAGUCCAGGGUUCUGUUUAACAGCAACCAAAGUAAUGAGCUUCUUUCUGGCUGCGCUGGCAGCAAUAACGUGUCUAGUAGCCUGCAUCACAUCCGCAAUUCACCUGAUAAGACUGAGCGGAUUAGAAUGCACACCAGCGCGUGUAAUAAACGCGACGUGUGCAUGCAGAUCACGUAGCGAGCUUGCAAGUACCUCUGAGCCGGUUUUCAAGUACGUUGAUCUCAACUGUCCUGAAGUUGAAGGCGUCUUAACUAUUUUGCUAAUCUUCUCUUCGAUAUGUAACGCCUUAGGGGCAAUUAUCGCCGGAUGGUAUUGCUAUCUCCAUUGGAGCACGCGCGACAAACGGCCUCAGUACUUUAAAGUGAGAUCGAGCACACGAGCUCCUCUCGAUUCGAGGCCGAUUUACAACCCUAAUUUGAACAGACGAUGA
Molecule: messenger RNA, 1161 nt
Organism: Cotesia congregata
Lineage: Eukaryota; Metazoa; Arthropoda; Insecta; Hymenoptera; Braconidae
Source: the annotation of a GenBank genome assembly